UAAUGAAAAAAUGACCAAUCAAGUCUUGGAUACCAGACAUGUUUCAAUAUGGCGAUGGCGGGUGUUGAAUUUUGUAGAGGAGAACAAGAAAUGGACGAAAACUACGUGAUGCAGUUACAGGCAUUGAUUCGAGGAUAUUUGACAAGGAGAAAUCUUCAACUUGUGCGAGAUGAAUAUGAACAGAUAUUUUCUGAAAUUGAAGGAAAUGAGAAAAUUUUUGUGUGUUGGCCCCUUCACAGUCUAUGUUUACCAAAAACACAAAAAGAUCGUCCAACAAAGAAAGUAUCACAUAGGUCAUUGGUUUUAGAUAAUCAGACACAAGUGGAAAAGGAUGUUUGUGAACCUGGAGAAGCAGUGUCACCUGUUACACAGGAUAACUUUGAUCUUUAUGUUCAAAAGGAAAAAAUUCAAGAAAAAUGUACUGCAGAAACUCAAACAAGUUUUAUAGAAGACUUUAAUCUGAAAUUAUCUCUUGGUUCUAGUCUUAUCUCACAAAAAACUGACACAGGUGAUGAUCAAGAUCACAGGAUGCAAGUCCAAGACAAUAUGUAUACAUCGAGCAGAGAAGACAGUUUUACAGAUCAUUCUGGAACUGACGAGGUUCCUGAUAUUGUCCAGCAGACAUUUGAUGACUCUAGCAUGAAGAAUAUGCAUCCAUCAUGUGCAUAUGAUGAAAAAAGCAGUCUCCCUCAAAAAUCACCAGAUUCAUCUGGGGGUUUUGAACACUCUGCAAAAACAUCAGGAAGCCGUUCAAGCUCUGGAAGAUCUCAAAUUAAGAGUUCAAUGAUUAGCUCUGAAAAAACUGAAGUUAGUAGAUCGAAAAGGUCAGGGGCUGAUUCUGAUAGGUCACACACCAGUUCUAUUAAAUCUAAUGAGAAGUCUCACAGGUCAGAUGUUGGGUCUUGUCGAUCAAUGGAAAAAGAUGAUAGGUCAGAGGUUAAAUCUGAUAGGUCAAAUGUCAGUUCAAGUCGAUCAAGUAUAAGAUCUGAUAGAUUAGAGAUAAAAUCGAAUAGGUCAAAUGUCAGUUCAGGUCGACUAAAUGUGAAAUCUGGUCAAUCAGACAGGUCAAAGCUCAGAGCUGAUAUGUCAACAGGCAGUAAGUCAGUGGGUCAUCCACAUAUUGAUGAGAGAGAACAAAGCCCGGAGUCGAUGACACCAAGACGGUACAUGCGUGAAUCAUCAGUCUUAACCAACGCCACCUCAGUGUGGGACAGUUUCUCUUCCACAACAGGUUAUACUCCCUCCACCAAACUGGAGACUAUUACAGAUGAUCCAGACUCCUUGAUGGAAAUGAGAAAAAACGUUGCUAUGGAGUUACUCUGGGUUCAACAGGCUAUCAGUAGUAGGAAAAAUUAUUUGAAGAUUAAGGGCCAAAUGAAGAUACCGAUGUCCAGUAUUUGAUGGCAAACUUAGAAUUUUUAAAUCAAAUAAAUGAGAAGAUGGUGCUGAUUAUAUGUGGGUUGUGAGAUUUAAAUUAAUUGUUGAAUUUUAUAUUUUAAAAGUGCUUCCAAUGAAAAAUAUUUGAGUAGUGAGACAUGUGUGCCUUUAAGAUAUUUUAUCACGUAUAUGAAACUAAAUAUCCUGUUCUACCACAUAAAAAAUCUUAAAGCUUUGCCAUCAUAUGGUCAGACACGUGGGUGAUAACACAAUUGUGAUGUCGUAAAUAAUGUAUGACAUCAUAAUACAUGAAAUGUCACUAUUUCAUCUGUAAGAUAUCCUCUAUACAAAAUGACAUUUUAUUGCAAACCAUUAAAUUAAGUUACAUAAUCAUAGAGCAAUGUUGAUUCAGUUAUCAACCAAACUAUAUAAUAUAUCUUGUAUGCUUUAUUAGCUGUAUUUAAAAUAUACUUUUCUUUUAAAUCACAUGAUAUAUUUAUAUAUUUCAUAAGAUAUGUUACAAAAGAUAUAUCUAAUAAACUUUAAAUAAAAUAUCUUAUAGAUUGUAUAUGAUAUCAUACACGUUAACAUCGCUCUAUGAAGUCAAUAAAUAAUGACAACUUGGCUUGACAUGAUAUUAUGUGAAUUUUACCUCUGAUCACUGAAAGAUAUUUUAGAAUUAUAAGUAAUACUCAUAUCAAAUACCUUAUAUGAAGUCAUACACAUAACUUAAUACACACUUGACAUCAAUACACAAUGUAUGUAUUGGAUUAGUUGAAAGCUACGUAGUAAAACGUAUGUGCUUACUGUACAUGUAAGUUUGUGUUUUUAUCUAUAAGAAGUUUAUAAUGAAUAAAAUUAUAAUGACAGUC
This is a messenger RNA of Pecten maximus, 2249 nucleotides long. RefSeq lists its product as uncharacterized. The coding region runs from base 49 to 1401 and encodes 450 amino acids. NCBI's taxonomy places the organism in Eukaryota, Metazoa, Mollusca, Bivalvia, Pectinida, Pectinidae. The transcript has 4 exons. The record is from RefSeq and is a predicted model, not a curated record. Gene Ontology annotation, molecular function: protein binding.